UCAGAUACACAUCAGAUUCGGUUUAACGCAGAACGGCUAGUAGACAAGCGCGAAAAUUAUUUAAGAUUUAUCCGUAUAAACUAUAAUUUUUAUCAAAAAAAUAAAGUUAAAAAUAAAGUUUUAGUUUCAAAAAUUGAAAAGCUCUAAUUAAAGCAAUUUUGAAACAUAUUUAGUACUAGUGUUCAAUAUGCGUGUUAAGUGCAGUGUUGCUUGGUUUUCAUUGGUACUUUUGUGCUUGACCGACGCCUUUCCGGAUGGUGCGCCCGCUGACACUUGCGUAAAACAACGUGCCAAUCAACCGAAUCACGGCAAAGCGCGCACUCAACCGGGACAUACGAAUCCCUACGAAGUUGUUGCCGAUUCUGAAAGUUUUCAUCCUGGACAACCGAUCUCAGUUUCGAUUUACCCCAACGAUCAGAAGUCCACCUUCCGCGGAUUCUUUCUGCAGGCGCGCGAUGCCAACUCCAAUGAAUGGAUUGGUGAAUGGAUACAAAGUGAGAAUACCAAAACUAUACCCGAGUGUUCGGCCAUAACGCAUUCGGACAAUCGCGACAAGUUGGGUGCGAAACUGUUUUGGAAGGCGCCACAAAAUAAACGGGGACGUGUUUACUUUACUGGCACCGUGUUAAAGGAGUAUGGAACAUUUUGGAGUGACAUCGUAGCAAAAGCGCAAGCAACGCAAUGAGAAAAUGGAAGCUGCGAGAGCUUAAAGCUUUCUUAUAUUUUUCGGCAGCAGAAUAUAAAAUUGUGAAUAAAAUAACUCAAAUUUGCUUUGUAACUGAAUCGUUUAUAUAUGUAUAUAUCUGGAUAAAUAAAAG
Zeugodacus cucurbitae (melon fly) is the source of this 818-nucleotide messenger RNA. RefSeq names its product putative defense protein 3. The coding region runs from base 188 to 685 and encodes 165 amino acids. NCBI's taxonomy places the organism in Eukaryota, Metazoa, Arthropoda, Insecta, Diptera, Tephritidae. The record is from RefSeq and is a predicted model, not a curated record. Gene Ontology annotation, molecular function: oxidoreductase activity, acting on metal ions. The transcript has 3 exons.